Messenger RNA from Oryctolagus cuniculus (rabbit), 6234 nucleotides. It is a transcript of the gene ZNF24, whose product is annotated as zinc finger protein 24. Gene Ontology annotation, molecular function: RNA polymerase II cis-regulatory region sequence-specific DNA binding; DNA-binding transcription factor activity, RNA polymerase II-specific. The record is from RefSeq and is a predicted model, not a curated record. NCBI's taxonomy places the organism in Eukaryota, Metazoa, Chordata, Mammalia, Lagomorpha, Leporidae. Gene Ontology annotation, biological process: regulation of transcription by RNA polymerase II.
CGUCUCCAUGGCAACGCGGGGCUUUGCCUGUCUCCGCCUCCACGGGCCCGCAGACCGGAAGCAGUUUGCGCCGGGGGUUUCUGGGAAACGGCUUGUGUGCGGCGUUUCUGCGUCUGCUGUGGACAGCGAAGCUGCUGCGGUUCCUGAGCCAGAGGAGUGCCUGUGAAGAAAAGGGAGUCUUUUCCUGAGGCAUCUAUCCUGCCUUGAUUGUCUUCAGAAGUAUCAUAAAUCAGAAUGUCAGCACAGUCAGUGGAAGAAGAUUCCAUACUUAUCAUCCCAAAUGCAGAGGAAGAGGAGAAAAUUCUGCGAGUGAAGCUGGAGGAGGAUCCCGAUGGUGAAGAGGGAUCCAGUAUCCCCUGGAAUCAUCUCCCUGACCCGGAGGUUUUCCGACAGCGGUUCAGGCAGUUUGGAUACCAGGAUUCACCAGGGCCACGCGAAGCUGUGAGCCAGCUCCGGGAACUUUGCCGUCUGUGGCUCAGGCCAGAGACCCACACAAAAGAACAGAUAUUGGAGUUGGUAGUGCUGGAGCAGUUUGUUGCUAUCCUUCCCAAGGAGCUGCAGACAUGGGUUCGAGAGCAUCAUCCAGAGAAUGGGGAGGAGGCAGUGGCCGUGCUGGAGGAUUUGGAGAGUGAACUUGAUGACCCCGGACAGCCGGUUUCUCUUCGUCGGCGAAAGCGGGAAGUGCUUGUAGAAGAGAUAGUGUCUCAAGAAGAGGCUCAAGGGUUACCAAGUUCUGAGCUUGAUGCUGUGGAGAACCAGCUCAAGUGGGCAUCCUGGGAGCUCCAUUCCCUACGGCACUGUGAUGAUGAUGCUAGGACUGAAAAUGGAGCACUGGCUCCAAAGCAGGAGAUCCCUUCGGCAGCAGAAUCUCAGGAAGUUCCUGGCACUCUGAAUAUAGGUGUUCCUCAGAUUUUUAAAUACGGAGAAACUUGUUUCCAAGGCAGGUUUGAAAGAAAGAGAAAUCCCUCUCGGAAGAAACAGCAUAUAUGUGAUGAAUGUGGAAAACAUUUCAGUCAGGGCUCAGCCCUCAUUCUUCAUCAAAGAAUCCACAGUGGGGAGAAACCUUACGGAUGUGUUGAGUGUGGGAAAGCCUUCAGCAGAAGCUCCAUCCUUGUGCAACACCAGAGAGUCCAUACUGGAGAAAAACCUUACAAAUGUCUUGAAUGCGGGAAAGCCUUUAGCCAGAAUUCUGGGCUUAUUAAUCAUCAGAGAAUCCAUACUGGGGAGAAACCGUAUGAAUGUGUUCAGUGUGGGAAAUCAUAUAGUCAAAGCUCAAAUCUUUUUAGACAUCAGAGAAGACACAAUGCAGAAAAACUUCUGAAUGUUGUGAAAGUUUGAGAAAUUAAAAAAAAAAAAUCAGCACUCAGGUCUUUUUCUUCAGAAAUGAAGACAAAAUUUAAAACAUGAAAUAUUACAUAAUAGUUUUUUCCCUAUUGACUGUCAGAAAAUCCACUUGGAAAUGUAAAAAUAUAUUUACUCACCAUUAUUAUUUUAUCUUGAAUGAAAUGGUGUCAUACCUGCCUAGAAACUGAAAAUUUCAGACUAAUUCAGGUAUUAAUACCUAAAUUUUCCAUGUGAUGUUUAUAUUUUCUAUUUCCAAAUAAUGAACUGCCUGGUUCUUUGUCCCUUUCUUAAAAGUUUCCUUUUUUAGACAGAUUGUGUUGAUCAUUGAAAUGUUCUUUGUAAGAAUACAUUCCCUUCUACAUUAAAAGGCAACAUAGAGGAAUUUAUGAAAUCUGAAAACCAUCUUAAACUUUUAAGAUAUCUUUUAAGAAUUUGCCUUUCUGUUUCUUUUUACCUAAUUCGAAUAUGCAUUUAAGAAAAUAGAAGAUAAAAGAUGACUAAAAACUUCAAAGUAAAAUGAGCCUUAAGAUCUCAGGUAAGAAGUGAUGUUGAUAAAACAUCAAAAGUGAAUGGGACAUCUAGAUUGGGGAAGAUAAUGCAAAUACUUUGAUAAGUUUAUCUAAAUGCAGUCAUUCACCUGUAGGAAACUCGAACUACUCAUCGUGUCUGUAAUUUGGAAACAUCUAAUUAAUGAAUAUAAGUGUUGUUCUAGGUAUUACUGAAAGGUAGAUAGUCUAAACGAUAAAUAAUUGUAAAACUAUAAAGGUAGAAAAUACAACACUUGGGAAGAAUUUGUAAUAAAUGCAGUGUUGAAGGGCAAAUAUGAACAUAAAGGUAAUGGUCUCUUUGGGCUGUUUUGCCUUCAUCUUUGUUAAGGAUAAAAUUCCCUGACAAGUGGGCAACUAACAAUCAGGUUUGCUAUUUUUAUUUCUUUGGUAUAACAGAGUUGCACACCAGGCUAAAGAAGCAGCCCUGCAUUUAUUACACAUUGUCUACAGACGAGGCACUGUGCUAGGUACUGUAAUCCUACUUAGGUAGGUAGGUGUUUCUUCCACUGUAAAUUGUUACGGGGUUUGGUACAAAGUUGUUGGGUGUGAGUUAGCCCCUUCCCCAUGUCUGAACAUUCCUCGGGGAGGUCACCUCUGAUUUCCAGAGCCAGUGUGCUCUCACCAGGGUGUUGUAUUGGGGUAGGACUCUACUUAAGAGCUAGCCGCCAGCUCUCCCACGUAUUUCAGAGGUGAGCCCAAGAUAAUUCUCUUAAAAUAGUUUGGAGAUUUGUAAAUCUUAAACUAACCAAUCUCAAGUAGCAUUGGAGUUGUUACAUAUAUGUUAAGUUGAAUGGACUGUGUCUGUUUAAGAAAUAAACAACUAGACUAUUAACAGCUAGUUUAUUAACUACCAGAAUUGAUCAAUUUUUUAAAAAAUUUUCAGUCUUAACAUUUAAAAAAAUGUAUUAAAGUAAUACAUUGUAGUAGUAGGAUUAUUUACUCCUUGGCUGAUAAUCCCAAGUACUGUGGUUCUACUGUUUAGUGGAAAACUCUGGAAAUUGAAAUAUAGAAUAUGAGAAAAGGCUUUUUUUUUUAUAUAUAUAUGAUGGGCUUCAUUGUGUGGAGAAUGAUCCAUGUGAAUACAAAUAUUACAUAGUUCCAGAGAUUCUGGAUAUAUCUGGUACUUGGAUCAAAUUUAAAAAUGGAAGGUGAGAGUUGCAUGAGCCUAUUAAAAAGCAUAGUAAUAAACUCAAGGCCAGUUGAUGGAGAUAUGAGGCAGAAUGGAGCUUGUUUAUAGAUUUUCUGAUAAUUAUACGAAAUGUGCUUUAUAGAUUAAGAUUUAUUGAAGUAUAAAUAUGUAGUAUGAUAUAAUGUAUUUUAAGUUAUACAAGAAAUGUAGGGACUUUUGUUUGGGUCUUUUUCUCUUCGUGGCUGAGAGGAAACAAGUCAAUGUCCAAUAAAGCUAUAAACUCCUCUGCUCUAAGAUAAAAUGAUCUUGAGUUGAUUAUUUAUUUAUGACUGACUUCUUUCCAAGUAGGUUUUGAGGUGGCAUAUUUGGAAGACUGCUGGGAUGACAGAAUUCUUUUAUCCAAGUGGGUAAGAAGGGAGCACCCUCUGGCUGGGAUUUCAUGCCUUUUAAAAUCUUCUGUCUGUCUGCUGUACAAGGAAGCUUCCCUAUGAUGGAUUUGUCAUAAAUGCCAAAGACAUUUGGUAACGUGAGAGCAUAAAGAAAGUAUUAAAACUGGCAAAACUGUUUUUGUCUUUCCAGCUCUGAUGGCUGUACAUUGUUCAGAAAGGAUUCUGAGGCUUAGGCAAGGCUCUGGGGAAAAGGGACUAGAGCCCCCUCCCUCCAAAACUGGGAUGGUGGUACAUAGGAAAAGGAAGUGAUGGGCUGUGUAGUUACAUCUCUGGUUAGGCUGGAUCCUCACUAUAAAAAUUGAUUUAAAAAAUAAUUGCUUAGUGAUUUUUUUAAUUUCAUCCAGAUGGUUAUUUGUACCUAUAGAGAUAACCAGUAAUUUUGGGGAAUGCCAAGUUCUGAUGGAGUGGUAAUGUGGCAGUUGCCAAGCAGUGGCACAAUUAGGGCCCUUGUUUGGCUUUCAGGUGAGCAGUUAUGUUUGGGUGUGCAGGCUGCUGAUACCUGCCUACUAGCCACUGAGCAUUUUGCUGGUGGCUACUCAAUUUUUUUUUUUUUUUUUAUUUAGGCUCUCCACAUUAAAACCCUGUUGGCAUUUGGUCACUUAGCAGUGUGUCACAUUUUUGUAAAUUGAGGGAAGGGCUACAUGUAUUGAAAUAGAAUACAUGUCAGGGAUAGGAUUAGACAACUAUACCUAUCUUAGAAUUUAUAGACUGGGAAGCAAGAUUGACAGAUCAUGUGACUUGCAUUUGGCCAGUUAGAGGUAAAACUCAAAUGUAGUUCUGUGGACUCCAGAGGUGGUUUUGUUUUUGCUUUGUUUCAUUUUUUUAACUAUGCCAUGAGUGAUGGCUGUUAAACUUUGUUCAGUAAAUAUGUCCUUUUGUGGUUAACAAAUGUAAAACUAUCAGAUAUGGUCAUUUGAAUUUUUUACAGAAAUAAAUGAAAAAGUCUUUAGUUCUUCCAGAUUAAGCAUAUAUAUACUUAAACAAAAAUAUAUUACUAGCCAACUCUUGGUUGCUGUGUACAGGCACUGUUUGAAGUGUUUUUACCGUGGAUUCACUCUUAAUCCUCAGCCAUCAUCCCCAUUUUAUAAGUACUGCACUGGCAUUUGCCUCCCCUCCACACAAUGAUACACAUUGUUUUUCAUAGCUGUGUAUUAUUCCAUUGUAUGAAUAUACUUUAAGCAACUGUAUAUUGGUGGAUAAUUAGGAUUUUUAUGGAUAAAAAUAUAGUUAACAGCCCUAUGCACAUAUUUUGUUACCUGUGUGAGUAUUUCUGUAGGAUAUAUAGCUAGAAAUGGAUUUAUUAGGUCAAAGAAUGUACAUUUGACAUUUGAGAAAUACUACCAAAAAGACUAACAAUUUACAACUCCAUAGAUGUUAAGAGUGCCUGUUUGCCCAUGGUCCUCACCAAGGCUGAAUCCUUAAAAAUGUUUGCUAAUCUUGGAAAAUUUAUCUCAUUUUCAUAUCUUAUUAUUUGCAUUCCUUGUUGUGAGUUGUUUUUGCCAUUUUAUUUAAAUUACAGAAUGAGAAUGACUACCUUUUUGUUGCAUGAAACUUAAGUUGGUUGAUACAUAAGAGCAAAGAGACUUCCCUAGUGCUUCUAAUUGUAUUCCAUUUCCCACAGUUUAGUAUAUGUCCAUCUAGUUCCUUUUCCAUGCAUUUCUAUAUUAAUAAGUAUAACUUAUAAGUGAUUUUUACAUAAAUAAAUACAUGAGUUGUCCUGCAGCUUGUUCUUUUAGGGGGAGGGACAGGUACUGAGGUCUUUAAAUUUCUUUGGUGGUUGAAUAGGAUGAAAGUGCCAUUAUUUAAGUGUUCCCCCUCCCUUUUUCCUCUUGCUCUUACACUGCCAGUGUAAACAUCUUGAAUGGGAUCUUUGUUCAAUGUGUGAAUCUGUAGGUUGGAGUCCUGGGGUUUGCUUCCUGGUAGACCCAUUUUCGCCUUACCAAAGGCCUUUAUAACUUAUUUUCACUGUGUGGAAAGUGCUUAUUUCCCCAUAUAGUUUUACCUACACUUGGUAGUCUCUGUCUGUUGGGCAAAAAAGAAAAAAGAAACCUUCCUUAUUUUGCAUUUACUUGAUAAUGGUGAGGUUGGGGUUAUAUCCAUGUUUAUGGCCAUCUGUAGUUUUACCAUGGAGUGUUGUACCCUUUACUUGCUUUUCUGUUUAGGUUAUGUAUGGGUAUCUGUUGUUUCUUGUUGUUCAGCAUCUCUUUCCCCAUCUUCUGGAAACAGAAUCCUUAUUUAUUGUGGGGAACCCAUUCCCUGUGGCUUAGGUGAGCACAUGACCAGGCCUUGCCUCCUGAGUCCCACAGCUUCCAAGCCACAGCAAUUGCAGAAUGGGCAUGGGACUUUAGCCAGGCUAAGGAGAGCCCUCAACAGAACUUCUGGAACUACUGGAAAGAAGGCUGUCUGGAGAUCCCAAGGACCAUGGAAGCCUGAAUUUGGACCAGGUGGAGAGAAUCAGUCUGAGAAACUCGGAGGCUAGCAGAAGUGGAAAAAGAAUAAGUUCUGAUGUCAUUUUAUUCUGGAGGCCCUCGAUCCAGCUGUGCCUAAAGCCUGCCCUACCUCUGGACUUUAAAGUUUUGUGAGCCAAUAAAGUCCCUUUCUUGUUUAAGAUAAUUGAAUUGGGUUUCUGUCCUGAUUAAUAUAGGUUAUUUGUAUUUUCUUAUUGAUUUGUAGAAAACUUUGUAAUUUCAAAUUCUAGACUUACUUUAUGCACUAUAUAAGUUAAUAAAAUUAGCAUGGCCUUCCAUGAUUUGGCCUCUCUCAA